Messenger RNA from Aspergillus brunneoviolaceus CBS 621.78, 2262 nucleotides. It is a transcript of the gene clxA, whose product is annotated as calnexin. Gene Ontology annotation, molecular function: calcium ion binding. Gene Ontology annotation, cellular component: endoplasmic reticulum membrane; endoplasmic reticulum. The transcript is spliced from 5 exons. Gene Ontology annotation, biological process: protein folding. The record is from RefSeq and is a predicted model, not a curated record. NCBI's taxonomy places the organism in Eukaryota, Fungi, Ascomycota, Eurotiomycetes, Eurotiales, Aspergillaceae. The coding region runs from base 243 to 1931 and encodes 562 amino acids.
CCCAGCUUCAUGCAGCUUCUUAUAUAACCAACCUUCCAAUUCCCCCAUUCUCCCCCGUUCUUCUGUCUUCACAUACCCUCCACCUCCCACCCUCCCCCAUCCCUGCUUGUCGCCCCAUUGUACCGCGACUUCUUUGAGAUAUUCUCUCCUACAGUCACCCGGCCCAUCGAGGUUAAUUCGCGGGUGCGCUCGUGUGUUUGUUUUCGUUGUUCUAGCCUCCAGAGCGCCAAUCCCCAUUCACAAUGCGUUUCAAUGCUGCCUUGACUUCCGCCCUGGUCUCCUCGGCCUCCAUCAUGGGCAUGGCCCAUGCUGACGAGACCGAGAAGAAGCCCGAGACCACCUCCAUUGCGGAGAAGCCUACUUUCACCCCUACCACCCUCAAGGCUCCUUUCUUGGAGCAGUUCACCGAUGACUGGGAUAGCCGGUGGACUCCUUCCCACGCCAAGAAGGAGGACUCCAAGUCUGAGGAGGACUGGGCCUAUGUUGGCGAAUGGUCUGUCGAAGAGCCUACUGUGCUGAAGGGAAUCGAGGGAGACAAGGGUCUCGUCGUUAAGAAUGUUGCUGCCCACCACGCCAUCUCCUCCAAGUUCCCCAAGAAGAUCGACAACAAGGACAAGACCCUGGUUGUCCAGUAUGAGGUCAAGCCGCAGAACUCCCUGGUUUGUGGUGGUGCCUACCUGAAGCUUCUCCAGGACAACAAGAAGCUCCAGUCUGAGGAGUUCUCCAACGCCUCUCCUUACGUUAUCAUGUUCGGUCCCGACAAGUGCGGUGCCACCAACAAGGUGCACUUCAUCUUCCGUCACAAGAACCCCAAGACCGGCGAGUACGAGGAGAAGCACCUGAAGGCUCCUCCCGCCGCUCGUACCAACAAGGUCACCUCCCUGUACACUCUGAUUGUCCGCCCCGAUCAGACUUUCUCCAUUCUGAUUGAUGGUGAGGAGGCUAAGAGCGGUAACUUGCUCGAGGACUUCAGUCCUGCUGUCAACCCCGAGAAGGAGAUUGAUGAUCCUAAGGACAAGAAGCCCUCCGACUGGGUCGACGAGUCCAAGAUCGCUGACCCUGAGGCCACCAAGCCCGAGGAUUGGGAUGAGGACGCUCCUUACGAGAUUGUUGAUGAGGAUGCCGAGAAGCCCGAGGAUUGGCUGGAGGAUGAGCCCACCAGCAUUCCUGACCCCGAGGCCGAGAAGCCCGAGGACUGGGACGAUGAGGAGGACGGCGACUGGGUUCCUCCCACUGUUCCCAACCCCAAGUGCCAGGAGGCUGCUGGCUGUGGUCCCUGGACUGCUCCCCUGAUCAAGAACCCCGCCUACAAGGGCAAGUGGACUGCUCCUCUGGUCGACAACCCCGCCUACAAGGGUCCCUGGGCCCCCCGCAAGAUUGCCAACCCCGCCUACUUCGAGGACAAGACUCCUUCCAACUUCGAGCCCAUGGGCGCCAUUGGUUUCGAAAUCUGGACUAUGCAGAACGACAUUCUCUUUGACAACAUCUACAUUGGUCACUCCGAAGAAGAUGCCGAGCAGCUCCGCAAGGAGACUUUUGAUAUCAAGCACCCCAUCGAACUGGCUGAGGAGGAGGCCAACAAGCCCAAGCCGGAGGAGCAGAUUGUCGAGCCCAGCGUCAGCUUCAAGGAGAACCCCGUGGCCCACGUCCGCGAGAAGGUUGAUCGUUUCGUUGGCUUGGCCAAGCAGGACCCCAUCGCUGCUGUGAAACAGGUUCCUGAUGUUGCUGGUGGUCUCGCCGCCGUGCUUGUUACCAUGGUGCUCCUGAUCGUGGGUGCUGUCGGUGCUAGCAGCCCGGCUGCCGCUCCGGUUAAGAAGGGCAAGGAGGCUGCCAGCGCUGCCAAGGAGAAGGCUGCGGAGGCUGUUAGCUCUGCUACUAACACUGGCAAGGGCGGCGCCACCAAGCGCCAGACUCGCUCCUCUGCCGAGUAAACGGGCCUGCCUUGUUGACUCUGGGGAGAGAUUAGAGAUGACGCGGCCCAAAAGUGAGCAUUCUGUGGGGAGGGACAGCUUCCGACCCAAUAUUUUGUUUUCUCUCGAUUUCCAUAUUAUACCUACCUGUUGCAGCGUUCAAUCCACGAUUUGUUCUUUUAUUCCAAAUAUGUUGGUUGGCACGGCCAGAAGAAAGGCUGCUCCUGCUCCUGUCUGUGAUGCGAUAUGGACGCCACACUCGAAAGGCCUGCCUCGAAUUGUUUUGAGACCUGUAAAGUAAUUGAUGAGUAACUGAUGGAAGAACAUCAAUCAUAUGGUUUAAGAUCGUCCC